Molecule: messenger RNA, 3341 nt
Organism: Octodon degus (degu)
Lineage: Eukaryota; Metazoa; Chordata; Mammalia; Rodentia; Octodontidae
Gene: Ofd1
Product: OFD1, centriole and centriolar satellite protein
Exons: 23
Coding region: 230-3232 (1000 amino acids)
Biological process (GO): epithelial cilium movement involved in determination of left/right asymmetry
Cellular component (GO): ciliary basal body; centrosome
Molecular function (GO): protein binding
Source: RefSeq, a predicted model, not a curated record
CCGUGGCAGUGUAGACAAAGGUGGCCACGUAGGCUUAUGAGAUGUCAGGUGGCCCGGAAUGGACUUUGAGCGGUGAAAACUGGCGGUCCUCUCUCGCUGCUGGGCUUCUCUCUCCAGUUCUCCGCCCUCUAACUGCUGCCUUUGAGAGUCUCGCUUAGAUCACGGCCUCGCACACCCUUGAAAACCACGGAGAGAGGGAGUGAGCAUUUUUGCCAGAGUUCUAUCCAUAAUGCCCCCCAAGUAUGAUGUGUUGAGUCAAGAUGAACUACGCAAAAAGCUAUACCAGACGUUUAAGGAUCGGGGUGUACUGGACACGUUAAAGACACAACUCAGAAAGCAGCUAAUCCAUGAGUUGAUGCACCCUGUACUGAGUGGAGAGCUUCAGCCUCGGUCCAUUGCAGUGGAAGGGAGCACCCUCUUAAUCGGUGCCUCAAACUCUAUAGUGGCAGAUCACUUACAAAGAUGUGGCUAUGAAUAUUCCCUUUCUGUGUUCUUCCCAGAAAGUGGUUUGGCAAAAGAGAAGGUAUUUACUAUGCAAGAUCUAUUACAACUCAUUAAAAUCAGUCCCACGUCCAGUCUCUACAAGGCACUGAUUUCAGGAUUUGAGAAAGAAAACCAGAAAGGCUUCCUUAUGAAUUUCUUAAAAGAAUUGGCAGAACAUCAUCAAGCUAAAGAGGGAUGCGAUGUGGAAACUCAGACAAGUUCAAUGUUUCCUAGCAAGGACUCUCUUGCGGAGAAGCUUCAGCGUAUUGAUGACCAGUUUGCAGAUGCUUAUCCUCAUCGUCCAAAGCUAGAGUCUGUAGAAGUAAAGUUAAAUGAAUAUAGGAGUGCACUAGAACAACAACUUCAAGCAGAAAUGUGUCAAAAGCUGAAGCAUUUUAAAGAGAUUGAAAUAGCGAAGAUUAAAAUGGAAGAGAAAAAAAAGCAUGAGAAGGCAUUAGCGGAGUUCCGUCAUGAGUUUGAGAGAACUUGUAGAGCAAAAACCGAAGCCAUCAUUUCCCAGGAAAAGAAUGUCCUUGAAAGAAUUCAGAAGCAUCGGGAGACUGAAGCAAAAGAAAUCUAUGCUCAAAGGCAGAUUCUACUGAAAGAUAUAGAUUUGCUGAGAGGCAGAGAAGCAGAGCUGAAGCAAAGAGUUGAAGCUUUUGAAUUGACCCAAAGGCUCCAAGAAGAAAAAAAUAAAAGUGUGACCGAGGCCCUUAGGAAACGGGAGCAAAAUAUAGAGACUGUUGAAGAGAACUAUGAGCAAAAGCUCAAGAAUGAACUUCUAAAGUAUCAACUUGAACUAAAGGAAGAUUACAUCACUAGAACUAAUAGGCUAAUUGAAGAUGAAAGGAAGAAUAAAGAAAAAGCUCUUCUUUUGCAAGAGGAGCUUGCAGCUAUAAAUUCAAGAAAGGAAGAACUCAGUCAGUCUGCAAAUCGUAUGAAAGAACUUGAGCUUGAGUUAGAGUCCAUCAAAGCAGAGUUUGUGACAACAACCAAACAGAACCACUUGCUGAAUCAAAAAGUUAAAGAGAUGAGUGAUUAUUCACAACUGAAGGAAGAGAGAGUAGAGCUUCAGGCACAAAAUAAAUUACUUAAACAACAACUUGAAGACAGUAAAAAUGAAAACUUGCGUCUCCUAAACCGCAUGGCCCAGCCAGCUCCUGAACUUCUAGUUUUUCAGAAAGAAUUAAAGAAAGCAGAAGAUCUAAUCACAUUUGAGCAUAAGGAGUUUGAAACUCACAGGCAAGUUCUGCAAAAACAACUGCAAAGUGAAAUUGAACAUUCUACACAGCUAAAGGCCCAGCUAUUAGAUUAUGAUUCUUCUGUAAAGAGGUUAACUGGUCAGGUUGCUGAUUUAAAAUUGCAACUGAAACAAACUCAGACAGCCCUAGAGAAUGAAGUGUACCGCAACCCUAAGCAGUCUCUGAUCCAUCGAUGUAUGAAUAGCUUGCUGAGCGGCCAGGCAGUGCCUCCCGAUGGGGAUGGGCACAGCACUGUCCUGAACAUCUCCCCAGGACCAGAGCUUAUGCCAAGGAGCCCAGGUUACCCGAAUGCAGGGAGGGAGGGCAGCUCCCCGGACUCAGACCUCGAGUUUGUUGCCAAUACCAAGGUCAAGGUGAGACAGCUAGAGCAAGAGGCUGAACGCUUGGAAAAGGCUUUCAGGAGUUACCAUCAAAAAGUCACUCAAAACCCUGCUAGAAGCCCGCUCCUGCCAAAGAGUCAAGAGUCUUUGCACUUUCUGGGCGCUUUCAAAAGCAGCAGUUCCACUUCCCUGGGAAGACAUGUUUUCACAGAGGGUGGAAUUGCCCCUGAGCAGGCCCAGGUGUGCGCACUUAGUGUGAAGAAGCGUGAUGCUGCUGUGGAAGCCACAUUGGGCGGCUCGACUUCACGGUCACGCAGGGGCACUUCCUCUAGACGCCUGUCCUCCACGCCACUCCCUAAAGCCAGAAGAAGCCUUGACAAUGAGCUCUAUCUGGAAGGUCUGGACAGGUCACAUGUUGUGUCCCCUAGCCCUUGUCCUGACAAAACUCCCCAGCCAUCACCUUCUGAAUCAAGGCACAGCCUUUGUGACCAGUCAUUCUCUGGCUCGCCCAUGCCGAAGGCCUGUCUUUAUCAGGGACAAAUGGCCGCUGAAGAUAGAAGUGGAGUUUCAAAUGAGGACAGCCCAGCUAUUAAAGAUAAUGAAGUACUUGAACCAUCUUUUACACAUGCAAGGGCUUGGCCGAGGCGGUUCGAAGCGGACGGGCUUCACCCUGCUGGGGACAUGCCUCAUAUGGAUGCUGCCACUGCUGCUGUACUCGCCGUCAACACUCCGUAUCACAGCCAGAGUGCAGAUCAGAAACAAAGUAGAGAACACGAGGAAGAAGAAAACACAUGGGAACAGCAUGUUACAGAACAAAAGCAGAAGGAAGAACAGAGGCUGAGUGACUUGAAAGAGACUCUGGGAAGGGAACAAAGAGAGCUGGAGAAACUGGACCAGGAAAGGAGGUUGAUAGAAGAAUCACUGAAGAUUGAGAUGGAAAAGGAAUUAGAAAGGACUACUGAAGAAAUGAAAGAAAAAUCAGCUGCCAGUGAAAAUCCUUUAGAGAAAUACAUGAAACUCAUCCAGCAAAGGAGAGAACAGCAGGCUAUGGAUCAGAGCGCCAAAAAGAUGCUCCGAGAAAGCUCCGAAGUGGAUACACUGCCAUCUAGCGACAAGGAUGACAGUUGCACAGGCUUGUCUCAUGAAGAACCAGAUGACAUUUGGUAACUAUGCUAGCUGUCCGGCUUCUUACAACAGUGAAGUUACCCAAGAUCUGGUCCUGUCAAACAUUUCUCUGUAAUCAAACCAAAUGCUCAAUAAAAUCUGUGCAGCCCCG